CUGACAAGCCUAACUUAUAAGUAACCUUUAUAUUUUCAAGUUUACGAAUUUUCCAGAUGUAAUUUUUUUUUGAUUCAGCCGUCAAUAAUAAAAAAACGUGAUAGAUAUGCGAAAUUCAACGGAGUGAUUGUACGACCCCUCCAUAACGUGCACAACCGUGCAAAAUACUCAAGUGUCAAAAAAAUUAGUUCACCCGCAAAACUGGAGCACGUUGAACCCCCGUCAAUGUCAAGUGUAUUGCAUAUGUUCGGGCGCACUUCUAUGGAAACGAUCCGACCUGUGAUUGACCACGCGACCGCAGCAUAUUGAUCCAACAAAUCGAAACUUCCCGCAAAUAACAGAUGGAUCAACCAUUCCAUCACACCAGUGAAGAUCCACUUAUCCGGAAGCGCUUUUCGGAAAGUAUUUUGGACAUCCUGCGACCGAUGACGGAAGCGGAAUUGCCGUUGCUAUCCCGGGCGGAUGCCAUUUCCGACUACAGCACCCUGUCGGAUCCGUUUUCGGAUCUGGAUGAGUCGUACAUUUUGUUGGAUCAGCGGGAAAAGAAAGCCGGUGACGAUGAGGGAGACGAGAUGUUGUUGAAUCAGUUUACCCCUGAGUUUAAGAUGAUUUAUGAAGAAAUGGUGGCAUCCAAAAAGGAAGAACAGACACAAGAAGAGGUACCUCCCUGUGAACCGGAACCAGUUGAUAGUUCCGAAACGAAACCAACCGAGGGAAAGCGACAUUCUGCUGGUGAUGCAGAAGCGAUGCUUUUGAGGGAACCCGGAGAGUUUAGUCCACAGUUUAAAUGCUUUUUGGAGGAUAUGCUGCAAAAAUGUGAACUCAAGUAUCACCAGGAGGAGAAGAAAAAGAGGGACGCCCUCAAGAAAAAGGAACGCCGAGUGCGCCGCGCAGCGUCCGACGAAUCCCUUGGAGCAACGGGGCCACCAGAACACGAUUCACUGUCCGGCGUUUGGCGCAUGCUGGACGCCGUUUCGGUCGACAACGGUUUUCCCAUUUCAAACAACUUCUACAACCUGUACGACGAUCGACGCUUCGCAUGGCUGACCCGCGACGAGGUACCCUGGGAUCAAAUGGAGGCGUCCCGACGCAAGUGUGAACAGUGGCUCAAAAUGACGCCCUCUCGACCGGAAAGCAAACAUUGAGCAUGCAAAGUACUUAGAGUUGUAAGCAAGGUUGAACACAAGUGGCAAAAUCCAAUUGGAAUGAAAAGUUUUCUUAGACGUUAUGGUUUAUUGGAGAGAUUGCAUGCGAUAUUGAAUAAAAGUUAUAUGAACUGUUUCCCGAAUGGUUGAAA
Messenger RNA from Uranotaenia lowii, 1297 nucleotides. RefSeq lists its product as uncharacterized. The record is from RefSeq and is a predicted model, not a curated record. NCBI's taxonomy places the organism in Eukaryota, Metazoa, Arthropoda, Insecta, Diptera, Culicidae. The transcript is spliced from 5 exons. The coding region runs from base 342 to 1145 and encodes 267 amino acids.